AUGAACCGACCUGGGCGCACGGCCCCGGGCUCUCUGCUGUCCGCGCCGCUGCCGCUCACGGCGCUCCACCACCUCUAUGCCUGGGUGGACAGCGUGCCCUUCAGCCGCCCAAAGCGCCACCUGGCCCGGGACUUCAGCGACGGCGUGAUGAUUGCAGAGAUUGUGAAACACUUUCAGCCCAAACUUGUUGAAAUGCACAACUACAUCCCGACCAGUAACACCGAGCAAAAACUGAGCAACUGGAGCACUCUCAACAGGAAAGUGUUCCCUAAACUUCGCUUCUAUGUCUCAGAGGAGGACAUUCGGAAGGUUGUCAUCAGUGCCCCAGGGGCCAUUGAGUCUGUGCUGUCUACAUUGAGGCAAAAAGUGGAAGAAAAAUGCCAAAGGAAGGCCAUCCAGGAGGCCAGGAUGAACACAAAGGACCCCAUUGGAUUUGACAGCAUCGACAUCAACAGACACUUGGCAGAGCUAGAAAACUGCAAAUCUGCUGAAUCACCAGCUGGUAGGGUGCCUUCAGGCAAGAAGACAAUUCCUAGUCAGAAAGGAGAGGAGAGAGCCAGUGACCACUCUGGAAGGCAGGAUUCAAGCUUCAACCAGUGCCCACACAAUGAACCCAACUUCCAGCAGCUUCUGGAGCAGAAGGAGCAGGCACUCACCGUGCUCCAGGAGACGGUACAGAUUCUACAGAUGAAAGUGCAUAGGCUUGAACACCUGGUCCAGCUGAAGGACAUGAGGAUCGAGGACCUGACGAGACACCUGAACACCUCCAAAUAAGGGGGACUCAUCUGGUGUGGCCUCACCUCACCUCCCGUGGACAGAGCCUGGCCCCUCCUCACUUUGAGGCCUGGGAAGAACUGAGGGCAUCUGGUUAUCAGCAGCGCCCCUUCUCCUCCAGUGGGCUGACAUUGUCAUA
Molecule: messenger RNA, 913 nt
Organism: Trichosurus vulpecula (common brushtail)
Lineage: Eukaryota; Metazoa; Chordata; Mammalia; Diprotodontia; Phalangeridae
Product: sperm flagellar protein 1-like
Exons: 7
Coding region: 1-774 (257 amino acids)
Biological process (GO): regulation of cytoskeleton organization
Cellular component (GO): axoneme
Molecular function (GO): microtubule binding
Source: RefSeq, a predicted model, not a curated record